This is a messenger RNA of Ascochyta rabiei, 558 nucleotides long. RefSeq lists its product as uncharacterized. Bases 1 to 558 code for a protein of 185 amino acids. Lineage: Eukaryota; Fungi; Ascomycota; Dothideomycetes; Pleosporales; Didymellaceae. The record is from RefSeq and is a predicted model, not a curated record. The transcript is spliced from 2 exons.
AUGCACACACUAGCUCUCCUCCCUGUCCUCUUUGGCCUGCCAUGCAUGGGCACGCUCGUCAACAGACAAUUUCCUCACCUGAUUAUACCGGUCGACGCCAACGCUCCGGACGUAGCGCCAGGCACUCGACUGAGUGGCGCCAUCUCCCAACAAAAAUACACCGAGAUCUCCUUCGACGUCCCUUCCAACGACGCCGAAUGGUGCCAGCUGCAAUUCUACCUCAACACCAACUCCUCCAAAGGCGCGCCCUGGACGCUCUCAGGCCAGGCGCCCUACCAAUUCAACGUCUCCUCGCUCCCGCCCACAAUAAACAAGGACAAGGAUACGUGGAACAGCAGGCCGCAGCCCAUCAAGACGGUCGCCACGGUCACGCUUACUCCUGCCGGGAAGGCUACGGUUGGCGGAGGCGCUGUUCAUCCCUGUCCCAAGGGCCAGGUUGCGCAGUUCUUGUUGCACCCGGCGAGUGACGACAGGGAUUUUGAUUUUACGUGGUUCGAGCUGGAUUAUCCGUCCGCUGAGGGAGGGCCGCAUGGGAUUGUGUUUGAUAUGUUGAAGUAG